AUGGUGUUUCAUUUGGCAGAGUAUGCCUUCCACAUGGUUGGCGUUGCUCUGGUUGUCGCUGUAUUCUAUUCUACCUAUUCCGUGUUAACCAAUCCCAUUUCCAAGGUGCCGGGUCCUUGGUAUUCGAAAUGGACCGACCUUGUCGCCAGGUACCACUAUUUCACGGGACAGAAAGUCUUUUACGUCCACGGCUUGCACAAGAGAUAUGGCCCAUAUGUUCGUGUUGGUCCUAAAGAGGUCGCUGUAGCAGAUCUCGACGCAUUGAAAACCAUAUACAGCACCAAGGAGACGUUCUUAAAAACCCCCUUCUAUCGGCACUUGACAGCGCAACCUGUUGCGAGUGUAUUUAGCACAACGGAUGUUGACGACCAUCGAAGAAUCAGAAGACUGAUGGCUGCACAAAUGUCAGAAUCGUCGUUGAAGUGGCUCAUUCCAACUGUAACAUCUCGUGUAGAGCUAGCCAUACAGCGAAUGAAGGAAGAAUUGCAAACCCGCGACCUAGUGGAUGUCUUCAAAUGGGGUCUUUUCAUGUCAACAGACGUCAUUGGCGAGCUUGCUUUUGGCGAGUCGUUCCGCAUGUUGGAGAACGGGGAGAAAAAUCAGUACAUUCGUGAUCUGGAGGGGCUUUCCUCGGUCGGUGCCGUUCGAGUUAGCUUCCCAACCUUGAUUGCUUUGGCUCAAAAGUAUCCUCUGCCCGUCUUUAAGAAGACUAUGCAACAAGCCCGCCGCAUGAUCGACUACUCCAUUCAGUCUCUCGAGAGAUAUAAGACUUAUGUCGAAGCCAACCCGGAAAUGGCGCAGCAGACUUUUUUCACAAAGAUGUUCAAAGCCAACGAGGACGAGAAGGUUUCGUUCUCAGAGAUUGUAAUCAACGCUCAGUCAUUUAUCAUCGCUGGUAGUGAUACGACUGCACAUUCCCUUACUUAUCUAAUCUGGUCCAUUUGCCGGCGGCCGGAGCUUCGAGAUGUUCUCGUAACGGAGGUACAAACCCUGCCAGAGGGUUUCACUGAGCAUGACCUCCGUGGCCUACCCUUCUUGAACCAAUGCAUCGAGGAGACACUGCGUCUCUACUCUGCGGCUCCGGCAGCACUUCCCCGAGCUGUUCCGCCGUGCGGAGCUGAUCUGGGCGGUUACUGGUUUCCUGGUGGUACUUCCGUGGCGACUCAGGCGUAUACCAUGCAUCGAGAUCCUGAUAUUUUCCCGAACCCUGACAAGUUUGAUCCCUAUCGAUGGGCUGCGCCGACAAAACAAAUGAAAGAGGCUUUCAUGCCAUUCGGUCGUGGGCCGAGAAUUUGCAUUGGACUGCAUCUGGCUUAUAUCGAGCUGAGGCUAGCUACCGCGCGAUUUUUCCAGGAGUUCCCAACCGCAUAUGUAUCGAAGCGUGAGGGGAUGUCGGAUGAAGAUAUGGCUGAGACGAUUUACUUUUUGAUGAGCCCGAAAGGAAAGCGAUGCCUGAUUGAAGCAUAA
Pochonia chlamydosporia 170 is the source of this 1467-nucleotide messenger RNA. RefSeq names its product cytochrome P450. The transcript has 5 exons. NCBI's taxonomy places the organism in Eukaryota, Fungi, Ascomycota, Sordariomycetes, Hypocreales, Clavicipitaceae. Bases 1 to 1467 code for a protein of 488 amino acids. Gene Ontology annotation, molecular function: monooxygenase activity; heme binding; oxidoreductase activity, acting on paired donors, with incorporation or reduction of molecular oxygen. The record is from RefSeq and is a predicted model, not a curated record.